CUCCGCUGGACCCAUUUCGCCAUUUCCCUCCAUUCCUCUACCUCUGACCCCUCUUUCAGAUCCCCUCUCUCUCUCUCUCUCUCUCUCUCUCUCUCUCUCUCUCAUAGUCUCGCAUAUCAUGAUCUUCAGCCAGUGUGAUAAUUAGUAACAGCCCCCACAUUUCCUUUGGGCUUUCCCAAUUCCUUCUCUGCCUUGUUGACCCAGGAAAAGAGUAAGUAAUGGGGGAGGCGGAGGCGGAACGGAGUCCGGUGGAGAUGCCGGCGACGGAGGAUGAGAAGGUGAAGAAGGAGGAGGCAGUGGCUGUGGAUGAUGAGUUACAGAAGCGGCCCAUUCACGUCCUUGUGGUUGAUGACUGCUCUCUUGACCGCAGAAUUGUUGGCAAGCUCCUUCAAAAAGCAUCCUUCAAAGUGACCAGUGUUGAAAGCGGGAAGAAGGCUAUGGAGGUUCUUGGGUUGGAUAUUGUUGAUGUUCAUCAAACAACAACAGAAACUGCUAAUGCUGACUCAGUGGUGGAUGAUUGCAGCUCUACUCUUAACAAUGACAAUAAGAUUGAUUUGAUCCUCACAGACUAUUGCAUGCCUGAGAUGAAUGGCUAUGAUCUUCUAGUGGCAGUCAAGAAACACAGUGAAAGGAAGGCUACUCCUCCUGUUGUGAUAUUGUCAUCCGAGUAUAAUCCACAGAGAAUCAGCAGUUGUCUUGAGAGUGGCGCAGAAGAAUUUCUGCAGAAGCCUCUGAAGCCAAAAGACAUGGAAAAGUUCCGAACUUACGUUGCAUCAGCAGCAGCCACAUUAACAAGGUCAGGCACAAAGAGGAAAGCCGUAAUGGAGUUGACAUCAGAGAACAAUUCCAAUGAAAGGCUGCCUCGAAUGGCUGGAGUGACUGUCGCUUAACAAGAUUUUCCUGAAAACCCCUUUAUUGAGCAUCUGUCUCUCCUUAGAAGCAAAAGAGGUGACUAACUAUGCUGCAUACGGAGGACAGAAGCUUUGCUUCUGCAAACAUUUAGUUUAGAAUUGUGGUCUGGGUUUUGUGUCUGGCUGGGAAAAGACCACAUCUUUCUGCGAGCUUUGUUUGUGUUUA
This is a messenger RNA of Linum trigynum, 1077 nucleotides long. NCBI's taxonomy places the organism in Eukaryota, Viridiplantae, Streptophyta, Magnoliopsida, Malpighiales, Linaceae. The record is from the annotation of a GenBank genome assembly.